This is a messenger RNA of Linum trigynum, 3927 nucleotides long. The record is from the annotation of a GenBank genome assembly. NCBI's taxonomy places the organism in Eukaryota, Viridiplantae, Streptophyta, Magnoliopsida, Malpighiales, Linaceae.
ACAGCCAACACUCGCAACACCAUAAAUAUAUAAAUAUAAAUAAAUACACACCCCACUUUCCCCUUUCCUCCCUGUCAUUUUUCGAAAUCCCAAACCCACAGCAGCGGCCACCACUUUCUCCCGUCAAUCGCAGAAGCAUUAACGCCGCUCGUCGCUCUCCCCCCCUUCCUCAGGUGAAAUUCCCCCUCUCGCAUUCUCUCUUUCAGUUCUCCGUCCAACUUUUUUCCGUGCUCUGGUUUGGUUCCCGGGGAAAAUCGUUCGGUUCGUCGUUUUCGGCCUGCAUUGUGCCGUAUCCGAAUGAAUUGAAUCGCAGAUCUGGGUUCGUUUAGCUCAGGGCAGUUGUAAAUUCCUUUCCCUGGUAUUGAUCUGUUGAUAUUGAGUGAUGUAUUUUGUUCCUGAUCUUUGAGUUUAGCUGGACGGUGAGUGAUAUGGUCCCCCUCUAACCCUAGAGUAAUCUUAAAUGGCAAAUAUGCUGAUCUUCUGCUCCGGCUCGGGGAACCUUUGGAUUUUUAAAAAAGGGCUUAACUUGCAAUAUUACUUCUCCACUCACAAUGCAGUGCAAUGCGGCUGUAGAUCUAGAUUCCGGCUGAAUUCAAUUGUGAGUUUAUGCUUGCGUUCAGAAUCAGCUUUCUAUAUCUUGAUCUUGCUCUGUGUGGGACACUGAGACUUACCCGUAUUCUGAAAAAAGACAAUUUUAGACAUAAGAUCAUCUGACUUGCCAAUUGGCAACGUAGGGUGGUCAGUUAGCCCUUGUAUAAUGGAAUGUGUUCAACAUGUAUUCUUAACAUCUCUGGCCCAAAGUGGUAUGUUAAAUUUGAGUGAACGUGAUUGCCCUGUUUUCAAGUCUGUGUCUCAUGUUUGAUACAAUUUGGAGGGUGAUAGCAUUGUUUAUCUUAUUUCCUGGCACAAGGGACUGAAACAUUCGAGUAAGAUUUCUGGGUCUGAUCUAGUAUUUUAGCUAGUUAUUUCUCAAAAGUAUUUCGGGCAUGGUUUCUAUCUGCAAUUCUGAGCAUGUGUAUGUGUAUCACUUAUUUGUCCAGAAAGCAUCUCCCUAGUGUAUGUUGCUUAGAAGAUGAAGUAAGCACAUCGUUCAGCCGUGAGGAUGUCUUUUGAACUUAUAAUUUACAAAUCCAUAGCCGAUUUUAUUACUCUGCGAACCAAUAACUUUGCUGCUUGACCGCAGUGGGAUUUAGCAUGCUUGAAAUAAUGGGCCUCUUAUGUGUUGGGUUCCUGUUCUCUUUCAUGAUUCUUGUACCGGCUGUCUUUUCAUAUCCUGUUGGUCUAUGUCUGAUGGUGGUAUUCUAUGUCAGCUUAUAGAAGAUGGCAGAAGGUGAGGAUAUCCAGCCACUUGUCUGCGAUAAUGGAACUGGAAUGGUCAAGGCUGGGUUUGCUGGUGAUGAUGCUCCUAGGGCGGUGUUCCCUAGCAUUGUUGGUCGCCCACGCCACACGGGUGUGAUGGUUGGAAUGGGGCAGAAGGAUGCCUAUGUUGGGGAUGAAGCUCAGUCUAAGAGAGGUAUUUUGACCUUGAAAUACCCCAUUGAGCAUGGUAUAGUAAGUAACUGGGAUGAUAUGGAGAAGAUCUGGCAUCACACUUUCUACAAUGAACUUCGAGUUGCCCCAGAAGAACACCCUGUGCUGCUUACUGAAGCACCUCUCAACCCAAAGGCCAAUCGUGAGAAGAUGACCCAAAUCAUGUUUGAAACCUUCAACACUCCUGCUAUGUAUGUUGCCAUUCAGGCUGUCCUCUCCCUUUAUGCCAGUGGUCGUACAACUGGUAUUGUUCUGGACUCCGGUGAUGGUGUCAGCCAUACCGUCCCUAUCUAUGAGGGAUAUGCACUCCCUCAUGCCAUCCUCCGUCUCGACCUGGCUGGUCGUGACCUGACUGACGCUCUCAUGAAAAUUUUGACCGAGCGAGGCUAUUCCUUCACUACCACAGCUGAGCGGGAAAUUGUGAGGGAUAUGAAGGAGAAGCUAGCAUACAUAGCCCUUGACUAUGAGCAGGAGCUGGAAACUUCAAAGACUAGCUCUUCUGUUGAGAAGAGCUAUGAGCUUCCUGAUGGACAAGUGAUAACAAUUGGUGCUGAACGUUUCAGAUGCCCUGAAGUCCUUUUCCAGCCCUCAAUGAUCGGAAUGGAAGCUGCUGGGAUUCAUGAGACUACAUACAACUCUAUCAUGAAGUGCGACGUGGAUAUCAGAAAAGAUUUGUAUGGCAACAUUGUUCUUAGUGGUGGAUCUACCAUGUUCCCAGGCAUUGCAGACAGGAUGAGCAAGGAAAUCACUGCUCUGGCUCCUAGCAGCAUGAAGAUCAAGGUGGUUGCUCCACCUGAGAGGAAAUAUAGUGUCUGGAUUGGAGGCUCCAUCUUGGCAUCUCUCAGCACUUUCCAGCAGAUGUGGAUCGCCAAGGCAGAGUACGAUGAGUCUGGCCCCUCCAUCGUCCACAGGAAGUGCUUCUAAGUCAUGCUAUGCUGAGGCUGUCGUCUUUCUUUUUCUUCUUGUGUUGGAGCCGUUGCAUCUUGCAAGAAUUUCCUCUGUUUAUGUUAGCUUCUUUCUCGUUUCAUAUUACUAUUAUUUUUCUUUCUCCUCUUCCGAAUUCAUUCGGCUAUGCACUAAGAACGAAUGAAGUGACAUAUUGUCAUUCUCGUUAGCAGAUUUCUCAAUACAAGUUAUGCGAUCUCGUAUUAUGAUGUCUGGUGUGGUAGAGACUUCAUAUUUAUUUACUAGUUAAAUCUGCACUUUCUAUGUUCCUUCAUCGGAAGGGUUGGCUUUGGCGAUUUGCUUACCGUCCUUUUCCGUGUUAGCAUUUGCGAAACCAUACUAAAUUGGGUGUGUUGUAAUUGAUUUUUUUGUCUCAACUUUGGUCCUCUUGGCAUUUUGUUUCUUAGCCCAUAGGUGCACAACGAUCUUUAUGAUCCAGAUGAGUUGGUUACAACUUACAAUACGCCGUUUAGGGUAGCGGUGUCGGGUCGGGUUUGGAUAACCGAACCAAAAUUCAAAAAUACUUGAAAAUAAAAAAUGUUGUCCUUUGAAAACCGAACCUGAAAUUGAUAAAGAUUUUACGGUUUCUGUUAAUCGAAAAGUCGCUUAACAAUUUUGGGUUUGAGUACCGCAAAAUCGAAACCCGAAAAUCAAAACACACUAUGAAAUAUGAAGAGUUUAUAUGGUUUCAGAUUUUUAGCUAAACCUGAAAUCAAAAUCGAAACCGAAAGAUGAAACUCGAAAACUACAAACCCUAAACAAAAUCGAAACCCAAAACCCAAUAAUAUAGCUUACUAGUUCCGGUUCGGUUAAAACCAAAAAAUUAAACCGAAUUGACACCCCUAGUUUAGGGUGUCAUCAUGUGUGCAUGGGACAUGAGUUUUCUGAUGUAUGUGAAACACUAGUGGUUCAUGGAGUUUUUUCUUAUUUAUGAGAAAAGGUGGAGAAUACCCACUAGCUUAUACAAUUUAUAAUACCUCAGAAAUUUCAAUCAUAUCACAAAUUCAAAUUGUAUCAUAUAAAAGUCAAUAACCACUAACCGAGUCUUAAUCAGAAAUAGAAUGCAAUCCAAGAAGCAUAUAUAUAUAUAUAUAUAUAUAUAUAUAUAUGGUUAUGUCUUCGGUGCACUCACUUUUUUGGGUGCAUUCAAUGCACCCGCCUCAUAAUCGUCAUUCUGAGCAGACGAUUCAUGUGAAAACGAUGUCAAUCAUCCCUUGUAGUAUGAUGAACAAGAACCACAAAAAUUUGUACAAAAAUCAAUCUAGGUUCACUUUAAUUUGAAUGAUUCAGGGUUUAGGAAUUUAGGGUUAGGGUUAGGGUUUACAAUUUGGGAUUUUGGGUUUAGAUUCAAAAUUGAAUGUUAAUAGGUUAGGGUAAUGGGUUGAUUAGUUGUGAUUUUAUGUUAUAUCAUCAUAUGAGACUAAUGCUACCCAUUAAAUUUCAAAAUUUGAU